Messenger RNA from Colletotrichum destructivum, 3389 nucleotides. Its product is annotated as Putative magnesium transporter NIPA. The transcript is spliced from 2 exons. Gene Ontology annotation, biological process: magnesium ion transport. Gene Ontology annotation, molecular function: magnesium ion transmembrane transporter activity. The record is from RefSeq and is a predicted model, not a curated record. Gene Ontology annotation, cellular component: membrane. Bases 899 to 3088 code for a protein of 729 amino acids. Lineage: Eukaryota; Fungi; Ascomycota; Sordariomycetes; Glomerellales; Glomerellaceae.
CUUCAUCUUCAAGCUCAUCUUCAUGCUCAUGCUCAUGCUCUCUGUCUCUGGCUGAGUUCAUGCAUGUUCGUUCCUCUCUCCUCUCCCUUCUUCACCCUUAUCAGCCAAGCUCCCGCCAUCUGUCGGCUCCUCCAUCAGGCGGAUAUUCUGGCCCGUUUUGCGCAGAUGGACAGCAACUGACUGACGCCUCGUCCCGCACAUAGCGUCUUCACCUCCCACGCCCGCCCUACGAAGUCUACUCUGCUGCUUCCUGCUUCCUGCCUCCUGCUGACGCCCUUACGAACCUUUCACGAACAAACGAACGCCCCGUAACCCUUGUCCAUCAUCAGCACUGACGCAAGCUGUUGUGGCGAAGACGACCUCCCGCAAUUAACACGAUCCUACCCUAUCCGCACCACACACCACCACCUUGUCGUACCACCAUCUCGCGCUCGACAGAUACGACUCUAGUCUACGAUUACAGGUACUUGGACCGACCUUAACACAGCCUCCUCUCGAGCACUGCCAUCCAUCCUCACUACUCCACCACCACUGGAGUCGCCUUCAAACUCCUACCCUCUCCCUCUGGCCGCAUACUUUGCGCAAUUCACUCUUAUCCAGCCCCCACAAUCACCGUCUGCGGAACCUGUCGAAGCUUUGCCAAGAUUGUUGACAUUCGCAUCUUGCCGGCAACCGACAAAUCGAAAUUCCCCAACCGACACAACGUCGACUCUCCCACCAGGGACCGACUUCUAUGCCGAACGAAGGUCCUGAAGCCUUUUCCCGAAGAACCUGCCCACCCCUUCUGCGUAUCCCGUUCAGAAUAAACGAAUGAUCACGAAGCUCGAUUAACGACAACUUCCCCCCCUCUUAAUAUCACCCCGGCGACCGAGUCGCCGGCGCUCCUCGGACCGUCGCAAUGGACCACUCCGCAAACAUGCUCACGGAAGCCCACGAGAUUUAUGCACGCAUGGGAGGCUCGACCGGUGAGACGGCCACCCGACCGCCUGCGUACAAGGCUAUUGGUAUUGCCCUCGCCGUUGCCUCGGGCGCAUUCAUCGGUACCUCCUUCGUCGUCAAAAAGGUCGGCCUGCUGAAAGCCAAUGAGAAAUACAACGAAGCCCCUGGCGAGGGCUAUGGCUACCUUAAAAACGCUUGGUGGUGGACCGGUAUGAUUCUUAUGAUCAUCGGAGAGAUCUGCAACUUUGUCGCCUACGCCUUCACCGACGCCAUUCUCGUCACGCCGCUAGGCGCCCUGUCCGUCGUCCUGACUGCCAUCCUCUCCGCCAUUUUCCUCAAGGAGCGCCUGAGCAUGGUUGGCAAAGUCUCCUGCUUCCUCUGCAUUGUUGGAUCCAUUGUCAUUGUCAUGAACGCCCCCGAGAACUCGGCCGUAGCCAACAUCCAGCAGAUGCAGAGCUAUGUCAUUCACCCGGCCUUUUUGUCCUACGCCGGCGUCAUCAUCAUUGGCGCCGCCAUCACUGCGUGGUAUGCUGGCCCGCGGUGGGGUAAGAAGAACAUGUUGGUCUACAUCUCCAUUUGCAGUUGGGUUGGAGGCUUGAGCGUCGUGGCCACGCAGGGUCUGGGAGCCGCCAUCGUUGCCCAGGCCGGAGGACAAGCUCAGUUCAACCAAUGGUUCACUUACGUGCUUUUGGUCUUUGUGAUUGCCACAUUGCUGACCGAGAUCAUUUUCUUGAACAAAGCCCUGAACCUUUUCAACGCCGCCCUCGUUACCCCCACAUACUACGUCUACUUCACCAGCACCACCAUCAUCACCUCGGCCGUCCUCUUCAGAGGCUUUAAAGGCACACCGACCGCCAUCAUCACCGUCGUCAACGGUUUCUUGACAAUCUGCGCCGGAGUGGUGCUGUUGCAACUCUCGAAAUCCGCCAAAGAUGUGCCCGACACGGCCGUCUUUUCUGGAGAUCUUAACCAGAUCCACACCAUUGCCGAACAGGAGCAGCCCGAGACUGAGCCCAAGGCCGACGCCAUCCGCGGCGCCGCUGCCAUCGUGCGUCGCUUGUCCUCGGCCAGACAGAAGAUGGAAGAGGAGGAGUUCAGGCGGCUGCACGAAGAAAAGCUAAGGGAGUCUCUGGAGCCCGUCAGCGAGGAUGGCCAGCCAAUGUAUGAAUGGGACGGACUGAGGAGACGCAGGACGAUGACGGUGGGGAGCCGAAGCACCCGCGGAACGGUCCUCUCGCCUUACCCACCCUCUCAAUCCGGCGUGCCCCGUACGCCAACUGUUGUUCCCCCGACUUCGCCCCAGGCUCAUCCACCGCUGGGUAUGUCUCACUUCCCAACUGAAGAGGAGAUGGCGGAGCACGACCGCCCUACGUCCCCUGGCAUGCUCUCGAGCAUUGCUGGCACGAUUCGAGAGCGAGCGCGGAGUGUCUUAUCGCCCAAUCAACCCCAGUUCCAGGAUCCGAGGGUGCAGAGCCCCAUGCAUCCAGUCCCUUUGACAGAGAUUGCCGUAUCCACCCUCAAGUCGGACGGCGACCAGUCUCCGUAUCACGGCACGAGCAGAGAACACGUCUACGGUCUUCCAGCCGGCGGCCGCGGCAACUUGGAGUAUGCCGGUGCCGCUGGUAUCUACGACCAGCGGGCUGUCUCGCGGGGUAGUGUUUUCAGCGGCGCCAGCUCGCAUCUCGGACCCACCCCGCCUCCUCAUUCGGCAAGGAGACAAUUCUCCUUCACCAACAUGUUCAAAAAACAUCAAGCCGACGCGCCGCCGCAACAUGACGAAGAGCAGCCGCAGCCGCAGCUCCGACCGACCAGUCGAUAUGGUCUCGGCUCGCGCGGUUAUUCCAGCCCACAGGUCAAAAACGCCACUGAAGAGGAGCGGCUUGGGCUUGUGAAAGGGGAUUCCAACUCGAUGCCUGUUUUGCAACACUACGAUGACGAUGACGAAGAGGAAGAUCCCUACAUUGACGAUAAGAUGAGGCCCGUGGACUCGACCCCGAGUCCGCCACAACACUCGAGAUACGGGCGAGGCAUCACGACUCCGCCGAGGAGGGGCAGCGAUGGCCGUGACACAGACUUUGAGUCUGAAGCGCCGACACCGCCCCCUCAUCGGCCUCAGCCAGGCGGCGGACGGCCUGGAGCAUUCCUAUAAGCAUACGAUUACCAUGAUUUUGGAUUGAUUCGACGCCGACGACGACACGACCGGGCACGCUUUUCUUACCUAGAUAGCCCGGUGUUUGUUCUUUAUGACUGUAAAAAAUAAUGGACGACUAGGUACAUAGCAGCGUUAUAAGAAGCUGCAUUCCCGUCGAAUGGAAGGACUAUUGACUGUUGCAGGUGUACGGUGUAAAGGAAAGAGCAGGCCUGUGGCCUGCAACGGCGGGCUUCUUGUUGGGCAGCCGAGACUUGGGGUAUAUACAGUACAAAUACAAGUAUGCGAAAUAAGUUCACAC